AUGAGUGAUGAAAAUGGUGCUUCUUUUUAUGGUGCAGACUAUAAUCAUAGAUUCCAACAAAGAUAUCCAAAUUCUCAGCGACGUGGUGUUGAUGUAAAAGCAAAAUCCCAAAAAUUCGUCGAAUUAACGAAUACAAUGAAAAUAUUUCAAAAAGAAGAGAUAGAAAAAGUUAGAACAGAGCUUCUAAGAGAUGUAGAGAAUCUAGAAAGCAAUCUUCACAACUCCUUAAUAAAAUUAAAUUUUGUAUGUCAACAAGAAAAAUCGUAA
Molecule: messenger RNA, 267 nt
Organism: Trichomonas vaginalis G3
Lineage: Eukaryota; Parabasalia; Trichomonadida; Trichomonadidae
Exons: 1
Coding region: 1-267 (88 amino acids)
Source: RefSeq, a predicted model, not a curated record